Molecule: messenger RNA, 591 nt
Organism: Lachancea meyersii CBS 8951
Lineage: Eukaryota; Fungi; Ascomycota; Saccharomycetes; Saccharomycetales; Saccharomycetaceae
Source: the annotation of a GenBank genome assembly
AUGGGCCAAGAUCUUGUUUUGAACACUCAGAUUCGAAUCACAGAUCCCAAUCUGAAGACUAAGGGCGGCGAUGAUGUGAUAAUGCAGACUUUGACAAUGAAUAGGGAUAGAUGUUUGAAUAGAAAGCUAGUGGACUCGUUUUUUAAAGUGCUGCGACACAACAAUGACGACGUUAUUCGCCAGAAGUUGAACAAUACGGGUGAGAAGAAUAAGAAAGCUGUGAAUGCAAGGUGUAAGGAGUUCGUCACGCAGGACUUGUAUCCCAGUUGGGAUCUGCGACUGCGUGCGAUUGGGUUUUGUGAAAAUGAGGCGUCCUGUUUGAAACGAGAGUUGGACGCUAAACACGGCACUGAAUCCUCGGCACAGCGUCCGAUUCUGAAUGCUCGCAUGGACCCUUACGCCGCAGCUGAGAGCACCGCUGUAAGAGAGUCGUACUACCAGCAAUGGAGGGAACUUACGCGAUGGGUCGACAACCAACGGGGAAUUGAGCAGAUUUUACAACGCACUGCAGCUGACAUUCUCGCCAGGGCUUGCAAUCCAUACACGUCAUAUCUAGCCGAUUUUGAGAAAUUUAGAAAGUCAGUUCAGUAA